Molecule: messenger RNA, 537 nt
Organism: Peniophora sp. CBMAI 1063
Lineage: Eukaryota; Fungi; Basidiomycota; Agaricomycetes; Russulales; Peniophoraceae
Source: the annotation of a GenBank genome assembly
AUGACCGUCUACGGCAUGCCCCUCUUCCUCGAGGACAUCUCUGGUUCGCUCGAGGGUUCCGACUUCGUUGACAUCCACGGCCGCAUGAAACUCACGUUACGGUGUACGCUCCGCGAUCGGUCUCGGGCGGUGUACAUGGUGCAGAACGACCAGUCGCACUCGCGUUCACCCUCGGCCGUGCUUGACUUUACACCUCCGGGUGGGCUGGGAAGCAUCAUCGUCGGGAAUGCACGACCUAUGCCUAUGGAUCAAUAUCUGUGCAAGGUAUCACGUUUCGGGAGCUCGAAACACCGACGGUUCACAGCUUCUGACGGACACACCUACACGUGGGCGCAUAGAGGCAAGCCUGACUUUGAGUGGACGUGUUCGAAUGAUCAGGACUUCCUCGUUGCGCAUUACGACUUGAAGACGCCGGGAGAGAACUACAUCAACUCUUCCGGCUGCACGCUUACGGUGGAUGAGGCGUAUCUGCACCUCGUAGACGAACUACUCGCAUCACUCGUAAUCAUGCGGCAUAUCCACGAGCGCAACCUCUAA